GUGUUUGUGCCCGGGUGCCAGGGCGGGGCCAGGGCAGGGCUUCGGCGGUGCUGGCAGCAGGACAGGACAGUGCGGGCAGCGAUGGGCGCUGGGACGGAGCCGGCAGAGGCGCGUUGUGACCCGUCUGAGGGGAGGGUGUACCUGGACCACAACGCCACCACCCCGCUGGCCCCCGAGGCAGCCCAGGCCGUGCAGGAUGCCCUGAGCCAGGCUUGGGGCAACCCCAGCAGUGCUCACCCUGCAGGCAGGAAGGCCAAGGAGCUGAUUGGCAGAGCCAGGGAGAGCCUGGCACAGAUGGUGGGGGCCCGGCCUGAGGACAUCGUGUUCACCUCGGGGGGCACGGAGGCCAACAACAUGGUGAUCCACACUGCUCGCAGGCACUUCCUCGAGAGCCAGACCGGGGACAGCCCGGGGACACCGCACAUCGUGACAUCCAGUGUGGAGCACGACUCCAUCCGCCUGCCCCUGGAGCAGCUGGGCAAGGACAGCCUGGCAGAAGCCACCUUUGUGCCCGUGUCCCCGCAGAGCGGGCGGGCCGAGGUGGACGAUGUCCUCGCUGCCAUCCGGCCCAACACCUGGGCCAGCCCAGCCCUGGAGGGCAGUGGGUGUGUACCGGAGCAGGGGAGGGGCUGGCAGUGUCCCCAGGUCACAGUGCUGUCUGUCCCACAGUUCUAUGGCCCCCGCAUCGGUGCCCUGUACGUGCGCGGCCCCGGCAGCACGGCCCCCCUGCACCCCCUGCUCUUCGGGGGGGGACAGGAGAGGAGCUUCCGCCCAGGCACUGAGAACACCCCGAUGAUUGCUGGCCUGGGCCAGGCUGCAGAGUUGGUGAGCAAGAACUGGGAGGCCUACGAGGCUCAUAUGCGGGAUGUCCGGGAUUACCUGGAGGCCAGGCUGGAGGCCUCCUUUGGGAAGGAGAGGAUCCACUUCAACAGUCGCUUUAAGGGCUCCAAGCGACUCUGCAACACCUCUAACUUCUCCAUCCUGGGACCAGGCCUGCAAGGGCACAGGGUGCUGGCUCACUGCAAGGUGCUGCUGGCCAGCGUGGGGGCCGCCUGCCACUCGGACAAGGGGGAGCGGCCCUCCCCGAUCCUGCUGGGCUGUGGGAUCCCCCCCGCCGUGGCACAGAACGCCCUGCGGCUCAGCGUGGGCCGGCACACCUCGCGGGCAGACGUGGACCUGGCGGUGCAGGACCUGCUGCAGGCGGUGGCACAGCUGGAGCAGCACCACGCUCCGUAGCCCUGGGCACCCUCCCGGCCAUCACCCAGUGGGCACAACUCCUCCUGCCAGCUCCUCCUGCUCCUCAAGGAAACAGUGGUCGGGGCAGCUGUCACUGUACCAGUGCCUGAGGAACCCUGUCCCCCUGACACCGGGGGUCAGCGACGUGGGAGGACGUGGGUGUCACACAGACCUGGGCUGGCUGCUGUCAGGGAACCUGCUCUCCGGGCUAUUCAUAGGAAUAAAAGUAAUUGCUGCUGCUGUGGCUUUUUCCAA
Manacus vitellinus (golden-collared manakin) is the source of this 1491-nucleotide messenger RNA. It is a transcript of the gene SCLY, whose product is annotated as selenocysteine lyase. The record is from RefSeq and is a predicted model, not a curated record. The transcript has 12 exons. The coding region runs from base 82 to 1236 and encodes 384 amino acids. NCBI's taxonomy places the organism in Eukaryota, Metazoa, Chordata, Aves, Passeriformes, Pipridae.